UGGAAAACCGUGCGAAAGAGGCCGAAAUCGACUACACGCAAACCGUCGAGUUUGCUUCGGAUGUGCAGCUCACAGACACGUUGUCUUGUCUGUGGGCUGCCAUCCGAACGCUUGUGGAAGCGUCCAUAAAAAACGCCGGCGACGAAAAAAACCCUUCCGCGGUCGUUUUGAAUAAUUACCGCAAGCUAAUGACGGACAUAAAACAGUCUAUACUGUUGGAACAUCAAUCGGUGGGACGACUCGAAAAGGAGCUGCAAUCCGCACACCGCAUGUUGGAUUCGUUGAACCUUCGCGAACAAAUCGUUCAAGAAUCCAACGAUAACCUUUUGGCUCAAGUGAAGACCUUGAAAAACGAACUGGACGCGAAGACCAAGCAAAUCGAAGAAGAAGGACUAUUUUCAUCGAUGGGUCAAGGAGACACGUGUCAGAUAGAGCUAAAGAGGGCCAAACAAGAACUAACAAAAAUUGAUGUGGAAAACAAACGUUUGAACGCACUGUGUCAAACCCUAGAGAAAGAGUUGGAAGCAACAGAGUACAAUGUCAGAGACCUUGAAGCCGAUUUGGCUGCUCAAAGCAAUCAGCUCGUGAAGGAAAUCAAAACUAAAGAGAAGCUAGAAGAACAACUGAAAGUUAAUAACGACGAAAUGGAGAAAAUUAAGUCUGACCUCGGAGCGACGAAAAAUCAUUUGAAAAAAUCCGAAGACAACUUAGAAAAAAUAAACGAAACCCUAAAAGAACUCAAAGUCACAAACAGCGUUUUGAAUAGUAAAAAUAUUUCUUACGACAAACAAAUAAAGAAACUCAAUAGGGAAUUAAAAAUCAAAACCGAACUAAGAGCUGCCAACGGGGAAGAAAUCGACAGACUUCAGGAAAAAAUAAACUGUCAAGAAUCGGAACUGCUUAAAGUUCAAUCCGAGAUGACACGUCUGGUGGCAACUCACGAGUCUUCGUUGAGGAAACGCCGAGAAACGGUUCGAGAAAUUGAGAGCGUGUCGAGAAGCAAAAAAGCCCUAGAAAACGAUAUCACGAGCUUGGAGAAGAAUUCGGUUGCACAACAAGAAGAAAAUAACAAAUUGAAAAACGCACUGCAAGUGACACGACGAGAGAAGAAAUUAUUGGAAAAAAACUCUGUAAAAUUGAACGAACAACUUACCGCUUGUGUGGAAAAAUUAAACCUUAAAGAAACGACACUGCGCGCUUUGGAAGUGGAAAACAACGAUUCGCAAAAAACCAUCGACUCGCUCGAACAAAGAAUAACGUCUUUGGUGAAAAACAAAGAAAAAUUAGAUCAAGAAAUCGUUGUACUAAAACAAAACAUCCACGAACACUGUGUACAGUGCAAUCGCAAAGAUCUAGAAGUACGAGAAUUAAAAAAAGAACUGAACAGCAAAUGCCUAAAACUGAAAGAUCAAGAACACGAAUUGUAUACUUUGAAAACUGAAAAAAAUCUAAACUUUAAGAACCUCACGGAAGCUAAAGACGAAGCCGAAGAAAUGAAAGAAAAAUUGAAGAUGGCUGCUCAACAGCUGGAACAACAAAAGGAGUAUGUAGCGUACAAAGAGAUUCAACUGACCAAAAACGACACGACGUUGAAGCAAACGGAAAAGGAAUUGCAAAAAUGCCAGCAAGAGAUUGAUGAAUUCGAAAACAAAAUUCAAGAGAUGACAACAACGUUAAUAAAGAAAAACGAUAACGAAAAGUCGACAUGCACGACGUUAAGAGCUUUGCAAAUGAAAGUCGAAAAACUUCACAAACAGAAUAAUCAAGCGAACGCAGACAAAAGCAAGCUCAUCAAUCAAAUUAACAUACGCAACGAGGAGCUGAUGAAACAAAAAGACGCCAACGACGUGCUGAGAACGACACUCGGGAGAGGAGAAGCGGAAUAUCAUAAAAGAAUCGACGACAUAAGGCUGCUGAAAAUCGAAGUGAAACGUUUAAGCACUCAAAAACGCCUGCUGGUGAAAAACAUCUCGAGUGUUCAGGACCUCAGACGAGAGGUACUAAAAUAUGAACAAAAGCUAAACAAAGAGCGGAUGAAAUGCCGUGCUCUGGAGGAGACAUUGAUGAAACCGACAAACGUUCAUCCGUGGCGGCUUUUAAAGAACACUGAUCCGCCGGCGUACGAGAUGACUGUCAAAGUGAGAAUCCUCCAGAAACGUUUGCUCGAGCAAUGCACUAAGAUGUUCGACAAAGACUUACAAGUUCGAGAAAUCCAAGCGAGAUACGAAAAUUUGAAAAAAGAAUUCGUCAAGCUUCCGGGCAUGGACACGUUCAAAGAGAUGAACCACAUCAAAAGGACUCUGAUGAACAACGACGACAAAGUCAAAAACUUGUCAGGAGCACUGAUUGCCAGCGAACAGACCACGGCGGAGUACAGAUUUGUGAUGGAGCAAACGAAAAAAGAACUUGAUGAAUUUAAAAACAAGUAUUAUGAUCUGAAACGAGUUCUAACAAAAAUGAAAAUGAAGAAACAAAAAAUAUCCACUUCCGCCAAAUCUGAUCCUGACAGGACUCGUUUGGAUUACAAUAGGUUUUUGGAUAUGGCAAUUUAAUGCGUUUAUUGGCUUUAUUUUUAUUUUUUUAAUUUGUAUACAUUUUUAUGUAGGAAUGUUUUUUACUAUGACAUCGCCAAUAUUGUGUUCUCUCCGAAAAUGAUUUUAC
This is a messenger RNA of Adelges cooleyi (spruce gall adelgid), 2661 nucleotides long. RefSeq names its product cilia- and flagella-associated protein 58-like. The coding region runs from base 189 to 2552 and encodes 787 amino acids. NCBI's taxonomy places the organism in Eukaryota, Metazoa, Arthropoda, Insecta, Hemiptera, Adelgidae. The record is from RefSeq and is a predicted model, not a curated record. Gene Ontology annotation, cellular component: cytoskeleton. The transcript has 16 exons.